AUGGAGUCCGAGUUUAUAGCUUUAGACUUGGCUGGCGAAAAAGUCGAGUGGCUCAAAAAUUUCCUGGAGGAUAUUCCAAUGUGGCCAAAGCCGCAUAUUGUCUCGGUUUACUACUGCGGUGAACAGUUCAAGAUCUUCCACAUCCACUGCAUCACCAAGUACACCCGAUAUGUUUUCACUAAGACGGACUUGAACUCACACCUCCCACGGGGUGGAAUAGUUGGAAAUUGGAAUCACUUCAACUGCAAAAUCGAUGAGAAAAUCAUCAAAGCAACCGCCGAUGCACUGGUUUCCACUGGUCUCUCUAAACUUGGAUAUACCUAUGUUAACAUAGAUGAUUGCUGGGCCGAAUUUUCUCGUGAUCACAAGGGCAAUCUAGCGCCCAAGAAAUCAACAUUUCCAUCAGGCAUUAGAUCUCUAGCGGAUUAUGUUCACAGCAAGGGUCUUAAGCUAGGAAUUUACUCAGAUGCAGGGUACUUCACUUGCAGCAAGACCAUGCCUGGUUCACUUGGCCACGAAGAACAAGAUGCCAAAACAUUUGCUGCUUCGGGAAUUGAUUAUUUGAAGUAUGAUAACUGUAAUAAUGACGACACCAAGCCAACUGUUAGGUACCCUGUAAUGACCCAAGCUCUAAUGAAAGCAGGUCGUCUCAUAUUCUUUUCACUUUGUAAAUGGCUCCCCUUCUUCUUGGUUGCGAUGUGAGGAAUAUCACAAAAGAUACCAUGGAGAUCGUUGAAAUAAAGAGGUUAUCUCUGUAAACCAAGAUCCACUUGGCGUCCAAGCUAAAAAGGUCAGAUCAUUAGGGGAUCUUGAGGUAAAAAUGAAAAUGCCAGAAAAUCUUUUUGAUAUGUAUACGUAAUACUUCUGUCAUUGUGUGUGCAAGUGUAACUCUGAAAUUUGAACGAACAGAUUUGAAUGUUAAUGGUGUUGAUGAGCGAUCUCUCUCAUUAAUGUUUGGCGCAUUCAUGGUUUACAAUCUACGAGUUCCUAUUUAGCAUUUGCCAAAACUUGAUUUCCAAUCAAUAACAAUCUGGAGGAAGCAAAUUUGUUCCUCUUCUCCGCUGAUU
This is a messenger RNA of Malus domestica (apple), 1067 nucleotides long. NCBI's taxonomy places the organism in Eukaryota, Viridiplantae, Streptophyta, Magnoliopsida, Rosales, Rosaceae. The record is from RefSeq and is a predicted model, not a curated record.